Molecule: messenger RNA, 1341 nt
Organism: Oppia nitens
Lineage: Eukaryota; Metazoa; Arthropoda; Arachnida; Sarcoptiformes; Oppiidae
Product: stearoyl-CoA desaturase 5-like
Exons: 8
Coding region: 115-1308 (397 amino acids)
Biological process (GO): unsaturated fatty acid biosynthetic process
Cellular component (GO): endoplasmic reticulum membrane
Molecular function (GO): stearoyl-CoA 9-desaturase activity; iron ion binding
Source: RefSeq, a predicted model, not a curated record
UUUAACCAAAAAAAAAUUUCAACUGUGUUUUUCAUCCAAAAAAAUUAUUAUUAUUAGUUUUAUAAAGUGCACCCAAAAUUUGUGUGUUUUUUGUCAACUAAUUAAWAAAAAAAUAUGCCACCGCUGGCACCGCAAUUGACGGCCAAUUUUGACGACAACACCGAUGAUGGCCACAAUAGUAGUCACAAUGAUCUCAAAGAGACCGCCGCAGCCGCCAAUGCCGCCGCCGGCACUGAGAUCAACAACAACAGUGUUGUGAUGAUAACCAACUCAACAACAACUACUAGUAGUACAAACAUUCACGAGGACAGGGAUGUAGUGAAAUGUAGUGAAAGCUUAGUAGACACCACCACCACUACAACCAUCGGCAACAACGGCUCAUUCAUAAUCAGAUCGAUAGGCAAAUCCAAUGUCCGAUAUAUUUAUUUUACCAAAGGAUCGACUAUUGUCUGGAGGAAUGUCCUAUUAUUUUUUGCCUUACAUAUGGUCUAUAUGUUCAGCUAUUAUGUAUGUCUGGCCAACAGGUGUUGGUAUACCUGGAUAUUCGGUUAUUGGUGGGGAUUAGCCGGAGGUCUCGGAGUGACUGCCGGUGCCCAUAGGCUAUGGUCUCAUCGGUCAUACAAAGCCCGACUACCGCUUCGUAUACUACUAAUGGUAUUUCAUUCAAUCGCCGGACAGAACAAUCUGUACGAAUGGUGUCGCGACCAUCGGGUCCAUCACAAGUACAGCGAAACGGAUGCCGAUCCGCACAACUCCCGGCGCGGCUUUUUCUUUGCCCACGUCGGUUGGCUACUGACCCGAAAACAUCCGGACGUCAUCAUCAAAGGCAAACAACUCGACUGUUCCGAUAUACUGAAGGAUCCGGUCGUCAAAAUACAGAAGAAUUAUUACCCGUUAUUUUAUCUGGCAUUUUGUUUCAUACUGCCCACAAUGAUUCCCGUCUAUUUCUGGUCAGAAAACUGGAUCAAUGCCCUGAUUGUCGGCGUCCUCUGGAGAUACUGUACAGCAUUGCACUGCACUUGGUUUGUCAACUCUGCCGCUCAUAUGUUUGGCGACAAACCAUAUAAUCCUCGAAUAGAGCCCCGAGAGAACCCGUUUGUUUCAUUUGGUGCCUUCGGUGAGGGUUUUCACAACUAUCACCACGAGUUCCCAUUUGAUUACAAGACCAGCGAAAACGGUUGGCGACUGAAUGUGACGACAUUUUUCAUCGACUGUAUGGCAUUCAUAGGCCAGGCCUACGAUUUGAAGUCGUUAUCGCAGAAAAUGAUUGACGAAAGAAAACGAAGAGUCGCCUCAAAAGCAUUUUAAUACUAAUAAUUAAUUAAUUAAUUAUUAUUAUUA